Ectocarpus sp. CCAP 1310/34 is the source of this 749-nucleotide messenger RNA. The record is from the annotation of a GenBank genome assembly. NCBI's taxonomy places the organism in Eukaryota, Phaeophyceae, Ectocarpales, Ectocarpaceae.
AUGUAUUGUCUGAGUGCGCAGUCGAGGCACGUGGUGAAUGAAGCCAUACAACGAAGGGAGCUGGCGUUGCCCCCAGGUCCCAAGGCAUACUACAUGGCAAUCCGAACUGGUCUAUGCAACGCCUACCUCGCAGCCAGCGUCGUCUGCAGUAGCUUGGUUUGCACAAGCAAAACCGGUCGCAUGGGUACGGCAGGGAAGACCUUGAAGUUUCUGUCGAGCGCGGUGCCUGUGGUCGGUGGGCUUGCGGGCUUGGCUGCAGCAGCUUUGAAUGCGGGAGACCGCUAUCUGCAAACUCGACGAGUGUCGAAGAUCUGCGACAUUGCGCCCGACUCGGCUGGCUGUUGUUCGCUGGCGAGGACGUUGGCGUUGCAACUCUCGGAUGGGUAUGUGGACGGCGCCCUCCCCACGACUGACACGGCUGAAGAACGUGGCACGCACACCACAGCAGGCGGGGGCGGAUGGAGCCAAGAUAUUGGCGCCUCGCCAGACCCUGCGACCGAGGAAGCCGUCAUGGACUGGUUUGUCGAAGAAGUGGCGGACUACGAGCCGAACAACCUCGACGCAAGGAAAACGACUCCUGCCGUACAGGUAUACGAAGACCUCUGAGAGCUUUAUUGCCGUCGAAGCCUUUGUGUUUCCAGUCCUGCUUGACGAACAUGGUGACAUGGACAGCAGCCAUCUUGCACGCCGUAUUUUAGCCAGCUACAAGAUCCCCACCGCUCUUUCUUAUCGCCACCGUCCUUUCAGGC